This is a messenger RNA of Hibiscus syriacus, 292 nucleotides long. Its product is annotated as truncated transcription factor CAULIFLOWER D-like. The record is from RefSeq and is a predicted model, not a curated record. The transcript is spliced from 2 exons. The coding region runs from base 13 to 270 and encodes 85 amino acids. Gene Ontology annotation, biological process: regulation of transcription by RNA polymerase II. NCBI's taxonomy places the organism in Eukaryota, Viridiplantae, Streptophyta, Magnoliopsida, Malvales, Malvaceae. Gene Ontology annotation, molecular function: RNA polymerase II cis-regulatory region sequence-specific DNA binding; DNA-binding transcription factor activity, RNA polymerase II-specific; protein dimerization activity.
AGAAGCAAGCUCAUGGGGAGCGGUAGGGUUCAGUUGAAGAGGAUCGAGAUUAAAAUCAACAGGCAAGUUACUUUCUCCAAGAGGAGAACUGGGUUGUCGAAGAAAGCUCACGAGAUCUCCAUUUUGUGCGAUGCUGAGGUCGCUCUGAUCGUCUUCUCCCAAAAGGGAAGGUCUUUGAAUACGCCGGUGAUUCCAGGUAUGAGCUGGUACAAACGAGUACAAGCGGGUGUGAAGCUGAAUUUGAUAAUAUACCUAAGUGAGAGAGUGUAGAUUUAAAAAAUUUAAACAUAGU